Molecule: messenger RNA, 1826 nt
Organism: Microplitis demolitor
Lineage: Eukaryota; Metazoa; Arthropoda; Insecta; Hymenoptera; Braconidae
Gene: Atg14
Product: beclin 1-associated autophagy-related key regulator
Exons: 9
Coding region: 165-1604 (479 amino acids)
Biological process (GO): cellular response to starvation; mitophagy; autophagosome assembly
Cellular component (GO): extrinsic component of omegasome membrane; phosphatidylinositol 3-kinase complex, class III; mitochondria-associated endoplasmic reticulum membrane contact site
Source: RefSeq, a predicted model, not a curated record
AAACAUUACACAGAAAACAGAGAAGUAAAGUCAAUCAGUAGCAGUAGUCAGUAGCAGCAACAACAGGAUCCAGCAACAGCGAACAGCAGCAAGAACAACGUCAAUGAAAUAUAUCAGCUGAUGAGUGACAACAGACUGAUGAUCGUUGUCUUGGGGAUUUGGUUAUGGCGACAAGCAGUUCCGAUGGUUCUUAUACGGCUCCAGCUGAUUUUCAACUGUCCUCUGAAUUAGAAGACGUAUCUAGUCGUCUGAGUGUUAAUUUAUUCAAGUGUCCAUUGUGCCAUUAUAGUAGACGAAUAUUUUACUGCAGGCAGUGUGUCCAAAAUGGUGACUUUGUUCAUUCAACUUCUGUUUACUCUGAACGGUUUGCGGAUAAACAGCUACGGUUGUUACGGUUGAAAGCUGCCAGAGCUCAAUUGGAAGAAAAGUGGACCAAAAUAUUUGAAAAGCAUCGUCAGAAAGAUAAACUGACAUGUGAUAUCAAUAUAUGUAAGGAAAGAGUGAGAUUACUACAGAGUCUUAUAAAUGAAACAAAGCAAAGUAUAAACAAAGGAAAUGAGCGGCUGAAUAUUUUGAAAGAUGCCAAUUCUCAGAUAGUCCAGCGACUGCCGAGACACGAGAAUCGGGUUGAAAGAGUCCAUGAAUUUAUCGGAGAACUCAAGAACAAACAGGAAAAGCAGAGGGGAAAUGUUGAUAGAAAACGUAAGAGGUUGAAGAGAGUCAUCAGAACAGCGGCUAGACAACUAGUCCAAUUCAUAUUUCCGCUGUGUCAAGUUGAAGCCGAGCGAAGUUUUUGUAGCGAUGAUGACAAUCCCAGUGCUGAUGUUGUAACAUGCGCAUUAGCUGAUGCAUCAGGUACUUCGUAUGUCAGAGGCCGGUGGAUUAGCGACUCUGAAAAUAGUUUGGAGAUGCACCAUCGUAUCGUCGCUCCAACUCUACCAGGUUCCGGUGACUAUAGCGCUUACUCACUUUGGGUUGCAGCAAGUAAAGAUGGAACACCAGGAUCUAAUAAAGAAAAUACGAUGAAUAAUCCCGCGUAUAAUAUCAGUGCAGCUCUUACGUAUGCUACUCAACUAGUCAACGUACUUGCUUACUAUAUAAAUGUUAGAUUACCAUACAAAUUAACGUACGGGGAGUUCUGCGGUAAUGAAAUGUCGGAGCAAAAAUUUGCAAGGAAAGUUGCCCGAUUGAACAGCAAUAUAUUACAUUUAUGUUUCACUCAGAAUACAAAUCUAUCGGUGUUACAUCCAAUGCACACUCUUCAGAAUCUUAUGCACUUGCUCAAUACUGAAAUAAGUGAUCUUGGCAGGAUUGGCCCAAUGGAAGUGGAUCCAAGUAUAGUAGAAAAAUUACACAACCAGUUGACUUGUGAUCUGGAGAACAGCGACGACUCGGGCUCCGACGAAGAGGAAGACGCUUUUAAUUGGGAGUGGGAGGCUGUUCCGAAUGUCGCGUGUCCGGAAAUGCAAGUUCCUCAUCCAGGUGCGAUAACGAGCCAACAGUCCUCUAGUAUUCAUGUUAAUCAGAGCGUUGCUGGAGGCUUGGUGACAAGUGCCGCGGCUAGUAUUGCCUCCAUUUGGCGAGGAUGGACUACCAAUAGAUAGAAUAAAAUAAAAAUACAAAAAAACAAUAGUUAAUAAAAAGAAAUUGAAUAAUUCACAAAAGAUUUAUUUAAUUUCUUUUUAAUUUUUUAAAAUUUCGGACUUUUCAUCCUUUGGAGUUAUAUUUUUUUAUCGAAAAAAAAAAAAAACAAAAAAACAUUUGACUUUUUAAUCAACGAAACAUAUUAUUAUAUUAAUUCAUUAAGCACAAUAGAAAUAAUUAAU